Messenger RNA from Merops nubicus (carmine bee-eater), 493 nucleotides. Its product is annotated as hairy/enhancer-of-split related with YRPW motif protein 2. The transcript has 5 exons. The record is from RefSeq and is a predicted model, not a curated record. Gene Ontology annotation, biological process: circulatory system development; Notch signaling pathway; anterior/posterior pattern specification. NCBI's taxonomy places the organism in Eukaryota, Metazoa, Chordata, Aves, Coraciiformes, Meropidae. Gene Ontology annotation, molecular function: protein dimerization activity; DNA-binding transcription factor activity, RNA polymerase II-specific; RNA polymerase II cis-regulatory region sequence-specific DNA binding. The annotation marks the transcript as partial. Gene Ontology annotation, cellular component: nucleus.
AUGAAGCGACCUUGCGAAGAAACUACCUCAGACAGCGACAUGGACGAGACGAUAGACGUGGGGAGUGAGAACAACUACUCGGGGCAAAGUAAUAGUUCUGUCAUUCGAUCAAAUUCCCCCACAACAACAUCUCAGAUUAUGGCCAGAAAGAAAAGAAGAGGGAUAAUAGAGAAAAGGCGCCGUGAUCGUAUAAAUAACAGUUUAUCAGAGCUGAGGCGGCUUGUGCCAACUGCUUUUGAAAAACAAGGAUCUGCCAAAUUAGAAAAAGCGGAAAUACUGCAAAUGACAGUGGAUCAUCUGAAGAUGCUGCAGGCAACUGGAGGCAAAGGUUACUUUGACGCUCAUUCCCUGGCCAUGGAUUUCAUGAGCAUUGGCUUCCGGGAGUGCCUGACAGAAGUGGCGAGGUACCUGACUUCGGUGGAAGGUCUCGACACGUCCGACCCCCUGCGUGUUAGGCUCGUGUCUCACCUGAGCACUUGUGCCUCUCAGAGGG